This is a messenger RNA of Protopolystoma xenopodis, 570 nucleotides long. The record is from the annotation of a GenBank genome assembly. NCBI's taxonomy places the organism in Eukaryota, Metazoa, Platyhelminthes, Monogenea, Polystomatidea, Polystomatidae.
AUGUGUUUCGGUCCCUCUCAUAUCCAUUUCAUUAUUUUCUAUGUAAACCAGAUUCAGCCGACGAAAGCAUGCAAGCCAGUGGUCUUCACCAAGCGAUUUUCAAAAGCCUCGACUGGAAGUGAGUUCAACAGGAAGAAAGAAGAGGAGGAAGAGGGUGAAGUGUCUGAGGAAUCUGAUUCCAACGCAUCAAGCGGGGCCGCCGAAAUCUCCUCAACUAACUCCGAAGAUUUCAGGUCUCCGAAGCCAGCCAGUAAACGCCCAGCCGCUAAAGCGCAAAUCGUGUCAGUGCCUGCAGCUCUGGAGGUUGUUUCUAUUGCUACUGACAAAACAGCACCAGCUCCCGGUAAACAGGGACAAAAGCGGGCAGUUGGGAGUAAGACGUCACCAGAGAAGAAGAGUAAAAUCUCUGAAGAUGCUGCGGAUGACGAGGCGGCACCAAGCGACAUUGAUUUGGACGAGAUGGAGGUGAUGGAAGAAUGGGUGGAUGAUCUGGAUGAGCCGUGUGGCGCUGGUUCAAUUGCUUCGUCACCUGAAGUUCAUAGCAAGGUGACUGUAGUCGAUUGUCACUAG